CCACGCCUUUCGCCUUUUGUUGCUGCUGUUUGCUUGGGCGCUCCGCUUUCCCCUCUCCGCUCCUCCUCAGCGGCGUCCUCACAGUCUCCGGUCGACGGUUGGGCGCAGCGCAGGAUCGCACACGGCGCAUCACCGCCUCGUGCCCGCCGGAACGGUCCCCCGAACAACAACUCCCCGUCGCGAUCUGCUGCCGCACAUCGACCGCAAUUAAGCUCAAGCGAAGCGGCGCGGCCGCGGUGGUCCAUCCCGGUUGGGUUCCGCCGCGCUUGCCUGGUCAGUUGUUACCAGCAUCAGCUAUGGCGUCGUCGACUCUGCGCUCCAGGACACAAGCAGGGGAAGGCGUCCUGCCUAUCGACACGCUCUAUGAGAUCCUGAUCCGCCUUCCGGUCAAGGAUCUCUGCCGCCUCCGUGCCGUCUGUCGGCCAUGGCGAUCUCUCCUCUCCGACCCACAGUUCAUCGCUGCUCAUGCCACCCGUCACCGCCGGCCGCUCAUCGUCGCUGGCCACGACAAAUCGUUUCGUGAUGACGGCAUCCUCUGCGACAUCAUAGACCUCUCUGGCCGGGUCAUUAAGCAGAUCAUCCGCUCGACAGAAGACGAGUGGCUGAUAUCGACCCAGCGUAACCUCGCCUGCAUUGCGAAAGGGACAAGCAAGAGCUGCCAGUUGCUCAACCUAGUCACUGGAGACAGAUUCUCCUUGCCUGAAGGAUUGUCCCAAGAACACACGCCAAGGAAGCUCGACUUCAUGAAUUACAGAGCUUCUGUUGCAUUGGGACAGGUUGCCUCGACGGGGGAGUUCAAGUUGCUUCGUGUGAUUGAUAAUGCCUUCUUCAGCAGCCGCUACAUGCAGCUGUGUGAGGUCUUCACAUUCGGUGGCAGUGGCGAUGCUCGGUGGAGAGGAAAGAAGGCCGCUCAGGAUCGUGUUGAUAUGAGCCCGCUGAGCAGAGUCGUCAUCGAUGGAGUUGUGUAUUUUCUCUUGGACGAGGAUCUGAUCAACCGACAAGUUCUACCAAAAGGCAUUGCUUCCUUUGACCUUCUGACAGAAGAGUGGAGGUCAAUUCUCCGAGGACCUGUAAGCAUCCCUGCUUACUAUUCUAAUCUUUCUCUGGCUGCCCUUAAUGGAUCCUUAGUUCUGGUCCAUUGUAUGUUACAUGUUUCGAUGGACCUGUGGUUUCUGGUGGACACUGAAAAGAACUUAUGGGUCAGAAAACAUACCGUAGAGAUCAAUUUGAGUAUCCAUGAUGAAUUCCUUGCACAUCCUUUGGUGAUACUGAAGAAUGGGAGUAUAGUUACUUAUAUUGGAUCUAGAGGAUUGUUGAGGAUUUAUAAUCCAAGGAUCAACACUUACACAGAUGUGGCAGAGAUGGGGUCCCGUGUUGGAAUUGGUUUGUACACGGGAAACCUAUUGAGCAUAGCAAAUGAUGCCAUUUAAUAAAGAAGCAGUUGUUUGCUGGAGGAAGAAGCUUAAAACAUAAUCCUGAAAGCUGAAGCUGUAUGGAAUGGAGACAGAUUCAUGCUGUGCUUUUAAGAAGUUCAGGGCUCACCUCUGAAGAAGACAGAAAACUUCCGUCCACCUGCAUGCUAUUAAUUGGAUCGUAUACUCUUGCUCUUACAUGGCUUGAACUUGUUACGCAUAUAUUGCUAUCCUUCCAUGAUCAGAAAUAGUAGUAGUUGAUAUGAAUUACAGAAUGUCUAUUGCUUCAAUUGCAGCAGGUUGCAUAUCCAAUGUGAUACUGUUUGGUCAAUAGUCCCUUGUGUAUGUCCUUGUCCACUAGAAACCUGAGAUCGUUGAGCAACCUUGAUGUCAUUGUGAAUAUGUGAUGGACGGUCAUCAAGCAACUAUUUACUAGCAAGAUAGCUGCUCAGUGAACCCUGAAGUGUAGCCGGCUUCCGCUCAUUUGCUGCCAGGUGGAAUACUGGGGACGGUACCUGUACCCUGCGCGCUACGGGUGCAUACGCAUGGAACUUGAUAUGAAUAUUAUUGGUUACCAUAUUUUUUUUGUUGGGAAACGAUAUGUAUUCAAAUAUUCUCGGAUACUAAUACAAAAAAUGUAUUGUUUGAAUA
Molecule: messenger RNA, 2063 nt
Organism: Sorghum bicolor (sorghum)
Lineage: Eukaryota; Viridiplantae; Streptophyta; Magnoliopsida; Poales; Poaceae
Product: F-box/kelch-repeat protein At4g19930
Exons: 4
Coding region: 297-1430 (377 amino acids)
Molecular function (GO): protein binding
Source: RefSeq, a predicted model, not a curated record